CAUCUCAAUCCUGUCGCUCGUUGUUUGCUGCUCUGUUAUCGCUCGCUGCGCAAGAACUGCCCGUCUCCCCGAACGCGUGGGAGUUUGAGACGUUCUCCACAUUCAUUUAAAUCUCUACACAACCUGAAGAUCGUCAUACGAGAUGCAGCUCACGUUCCUAGCUGGGUUGGCUGCGGUGGCUGUGGGUGUGGGCGCUCAGACUUCAAUCAGUCCUGAGCAGGCGUCAUCGGUGCUGAUGGUCCUCGCGACUGCACUGCCGGCCGAUGUGCGCAGCUACGCCAUCGCGUCGCAGUCGGCCUUUGCGGCCGAAAUGAGCUCUUCGCUCGCCGCUGGCAACCUUCCAGGGUGGUAUCAAUCCAUGCCUGCCGACGUCAAGAGCAUCUUGCCUCUGCUGUACCCUGCUGCUGCCGAAGCUACGACCACGCCUGUCGUCACUUCGACCACUGUCUCGAGCGCUGUCGCAUCCGCCAGCGCUGCGCCCACCGGCUCCAACAGCACCUCUAUUUCUGCGGUCCACUCCGCUACCCUGUCCGGCACCCAGACGACCCCUACUGGCGUUACCCCUCCCGAGUCCACUGGCGCCGCGUCGCACGCAAAGGCUGCCGUCGGCGCCGGCCUUGCUGGUGUCGCUGGGUUCCUCGCGCUGCUGGCCUUGUAAUCGCGUCGCGCCAUGCGACAGCCAACCUCCCAGUAUAUGGCCAUGAUACGAAUC
Molecule: messenger RNA, 712 nt
Organism: Boeremia exigua
Lineage: Eukaryota; Fungi; Ascomycota; Dothideomycetes; Pleosporales; Didymellaceae
Exons: 2
Coding region: 143-658 (171 amino acids)
Source: RefSeq, a predicted model, not a curated record